Messenger RNA from Raphanus sativus (radish), 831 nucleotides. RefSeq names its product cyclin-dependent protein kinase inhibitor SMR6. The coding region runs from base 263 to 583 and encodes 106 amino acids. NCBI's taxonomy places the organism in Eukaryota, Viridiplantae, Streptophyta, Magnoliopsida, Brassicales, Brassicaceae. The record is from RefSeq and is a predicted model, not a curated record. Gene Ontology annotation, biological process: regulation of DNA endoreduplication. The transcript has a single exon.
AAAGAGAGAAUAUUUAUUUGACUAUUUAAAGCUUUCUUUAUCACAACUCUCCUUCAUUUUCUUCUCCUACUUCUAAAACCUUUCCUUUUAGUCUCUCUAAUCAUUUUCUUGUCCGUGUUCCUUAUUCUGAUUCCUCUUCUUAUCAUUCCAUUCAAAAAGAAACCAUCUUUUCUAAUUUCUCUACUCUUCUUCACAAGUGGAACAACUCUCUGUUUUUUUACCUUUAGGUACUCUGUUUUUGGAGUUAAAACAGAGGAAAGAGAUGGGUCUUUCGAAGAAAACUCAACUAGACGGCGGUUUAGAUUCCGACGGUAAAAAAUGGGUUAUAGCCGGAAUUGGGAUUCGGGCUUCGUUGAAACCGGUGAAGACAAAACUCAGAGCACCGGAGACUGAAGCCGAAGUUGAAGACGAGGAAGAGUGUUCGACGACGCCAACUGCUAAGGAAGCAAAGAUACCAGAGAUAUUGGAAUGUCCACCGGCACCCAGAAAGAAACGGCCGGCGUUUAAAUGUCGGCGUAACACCGUUAGAGAGUUCUUUACGCCUCCUGACGAUUUAGAGACCGUGUUUAUACGGCGCCGUUAAGUAACAAAAAUGUUACUGAGUUUGUAUUAUUAGUCGUAUAACGUAUUAAUUACAAGCCAUGAAACUUCAGUUACAGUUUUAGUAAUUAGAUUUUAGUGAUUUCCUUAGAGUGUAUGCAUUUCGAAAUUCAGUUUGCUCUGGCUUUUUAGUUUUUUUUUUCUUGGAGAUUAGUUUCUAUGUUUUUUUGUCAUAGAGGGAAGUUUAUUGUACAAAGAUGAUAAUGGAUAGCUUCUAAAUUUGCUUAAUAA